This is a messenger RNA of Chenopodium quinoa (quinoa), 1975 nucleotides long. Its product is annotated as zinc finger CCCH domain-containing protein 25-like. NCBI's taxonomy places the organism in Eukaryota, Viridiplantae, Streptophyta, Magnoliopsida, Caryophyllales, Amaranthaceae. The record is from RefSeq and is a predicted model, not a curated record. The transcript is spliced from 9 exons. The coding region runs from base 616 to 1695 and encodes 359 amino acids. Gene Ontology annotation, molecular function: mRNA binding.
UCCCAAGAAAUGAGUUAUAUCAUUCCUAACAUAACCCAACCUAUUCAUGAAAAUAGGUUAUCAAAACUCAUACUUCUCCGAUUUUGAAAUAGUGCGCCGAGUAUAUUAAUUUGUUCCACAUGUGAAAAUUUCAAGUUCCAUUUCGUGCGAUCGGUGUAACCAAGCUGUUUAACAUAGAUUGACCAUAACAAUAUAGAAGUUCAAUUCUGAGCACCUACCGAGCUUGAAUAACCAUCUCAUAACCUUCCUUUUAUAUACAAAUCAGCUUCGUUCAACCUUGGGCCAAGAUCAAUUAAUUUAUACUAGUGUAUAACACUCACGUUUUUUUGGUUCACUCACAAGUUUAAUUUUUAAGAAUAACCCCAACACAUCAACACACAAGUUUUACACAAAUUGCGAGACAGAAGAUUUGAAUCCGUUCGACAUACACUUGAUACUUGAACAACAUAGUUUCUCAAGUCCUUUACAUAACAAACCUUCAAAAUAAGGCCCAACCCAACAAUUUCUUUAAUAAAGCAUUCAGCCCAAUUUUCCCCCUCCCCAAAUUUGUUAAUUUUUUUUGAAUGAAACACAAUCUGAUUUUGAUGGAGCCAAAUUAGCAGAAGUUCUCAAAAAAUGACAAUAGACGAUAACAAAUCCGUUUACGUCGGAGGACUUCCGUACGAUUGCUCGGAAUCCCAACUUCGUCGUGCAUUUGAUUUGUACGGCUCCAUUAUCGCUGUUAAGAUAAUCAAUGAUCGAGGUGUUGGAGGAAAAUGUUAUGGCUUUGUUACUUUCAAAAAUCCUCGAUCGGCGAUUGAGGCCAUUGAUGAGAUGGAUGGGCAUACUAUUGGUGGUCGAGUUGUACGGGUUAAUGGAGUAAGGGCAAGAGGUGCUGGUUCAAGAUCCAACUUUGGUCAUGAUAGCUUACGACGUGAUCAGAGGGAAAGUGUCUUGGAUUAUGACAGGGGCAGAGGUAGAGAAAGGGAGAAUAACUUUAAUAAGGAUAGGCAACAUGAUAAUUCCCUAGAGCAUGAUGGAGAAAGGGAAAGAAGGCAUGAUAAUUUUCGUGAUCGUGAUCAGUCUAGAGAUUAUUUCCAAGGAAGAGGUCGAGGUCAAAGCAGGGAUUUGAUAGAUUGGGAACGGGAUCGGGGACGGGUACAUAGCAGAAAUUGUGAUCGAAAAUUGGAAAAUGAUAAGGAUUUGAAUUCUACUCAAGAUAGGGAGCUUGAUCGAGUAGUCACUGAUCACGAUAAAAGGGUUGACAAGAGCAGAGCCCUACAUACAAAGAGAAAGAACAGCUCCAGUAGUCAUGACCGACAUAGUAGAGAUUUGUCAUCAGAAUCAAGUGAUUAUCAGUACCAGAUGGAAGAGCAGCUGGAUAUGUUGAUUAAAAGACGAGAAGAACUUCAGAAGGAGAAAUCUGACAUGGAGCAGAGUUUAGAAGAGAAGAAACAACUCAUUGCUGAUUUGGAGAAAAGAUCCCAGAAAUUGGAAGAUUUGUUGACCUCUGCAAAAAAACAAUCCUCAGUGCGUCAAAUGCGGUUGACUAAGUUACAUAAAGGUUUCCAGGAAGUAAAGGAGUGCGGAGAAAAACUGAAAAGUUCCGAAGAGAAACUCCAGAAACUUGUAGAUUCAGUGAGCAUGGAAAUUGAUGCUGGUGCUGCUGGUGAUCUUGGAGCGAAGGAUGUCAACCUCACAAACAGCAAACUUUGAGAAGCCUCUCUAAAUGUCUUUUUACCUUGUAAAACAACAGCUCUUUUGCUGUAUGUUUCUUGUUAUGUAUAUACAGUAGAAACUUUUCUUUCUUUUUGUACCUAUCGAUCUUGAAAUUCAGGCAGCCUUGUAGAGAGCAGCUCUCCAGGCAAUGGAACCUGUAAAUUAUUGGCAUUGUCAUUGUGCUGGAUUUUGAAACCUGUAUAUAGCAACUUCCUGCUCUCUAUGUUGCGCUGUUUUAUUGAACGCUUAAAUUAUAAUGGGAAAUUAUCUACAGUCA